Messenger RNA from Zasmidium cellare ATCC 36951, 1392 nucleotides. RefSeq lists its product as uncharacterized. NCBI's taxonomy places the organism in Eukaryota, Fungi, Ascomycota, Dothideomycetes, Mycosphaerellales, Mycosphaerellaceae. The transcript has 2 exons. Gene Ontology annotation, biological process: ribosome biogenesis. Gene Ontology annotation, cellular component: preribosome, large subunit precursor. The record is from RefSeq and is a predicted model, not a curated record. Bases 1 to 1392 code for a protein of 463 amino acids. Gene Ontology annotation, molecular function: protein binding.
AUGGCCGCCAACGGACAGGCAGACCGCGCGGCGCAGGUGCGGAUACAGCUGAAGACCAAGGAUGGAGAGAUCGAGUUGCCGCAGGAGACUGGGCCUAUUUUGGUGUCAACAGAACUCAAAAGAUACCAACUCUCGACACUGGUAAAUCGACUCCUCGACACGGAAAAGCCAGUACCACUGGAAUUCCUCAUCAACGGCCAAUUCUUGCGAACUUCCCUGGACGAGUUCCUGACACAAAACGGCAUCUCAGCAGAAACCCUUCUGAAUGUGGAGUAUGUCAAGGCUCUGGUGCCUCCAUUGCAUGUCGCGAGCUAUGAACAUGAUGAUUGGAUCUCGUCUGUGGAUGUUCUGUCAUUGUCUUCUGAAGCUGCGCAAUGGACUAGUACGACAGACCCCAUCCAAAACCGCAUACUUUCAGGAUCGUUUGAUGGCAGUCUGCGAGUCUGGAACACGAGCGGAAAUGCAGUAGCGACUGGCCAGUGGCACAAGUCUCGCGUCAACGCCGCCAAGUUUCUCUCACCAACUCAGGUCGUCAGCGGUAGCGUGGAUAGGUCUGUCCUAUUGUGGGACUACAAGGAUUCGCAAACCUCAACCGGAACCCUGAAACCCAAACUCGAGCUUCUGGGCCACACGUCCUCCGUAGAAGAUGUAGCCGUCCACGCCCCAUCCUCACGAAUCCUCACAGCCUCUUCAGAUCAUCAGAUCGGCAUCUGGAGCACCAAGAAAUCCGAAGGCCCAGCGGCCCUAGAACCCACCACCACCCCAUCAUCCAACAAACGCCGUAAGAUUUCCGGACCAGAGAUCACCAUCCCUCAACGCGGUGCCCUCUCCCUUCUCCCAGGCCACCGCAGCUCCGUAAACUCCAUCAUCUUCGACUCCACCGACCCCACAGUCGCCUACUCUAUCUCCUCAGACCACUCCCUCAAAACCUGGGAUCUCCCCACCACAACCUGCAUCGACACCCGCACGACCGCCACAGCCCUCACAUCCCUCUGCCAUCUCCCCGACCACGGUCUGAUAGCAGUCGGCUCCGCAGAGCGACACAUCUCCCUUAUUGACCCCCGCGCCAACGCCACAAAAGUCGUCGCCAUGACGCUUCGAGGCCAUUCGGGCUGGAUCCAAUCCCUCGCCAAAGACCCCUCCUCAUCAUACCAAUUCGUAUCAGGAUCCAACGAUGGGACGUGCCGGAUCUGGGAUAUUCGCAGUGGAGGGAACGAAGCUGGCGGCGAGAGGGUGGGACAUAGUGUUUUUGUGAUUGAGCGGGAGAGUCAAAAGGGGGCGAAGAAGGCUGAGACGGGGGAUGCGAGUCGGGUGUUUGGUGUGGCGUGGGAUCAGGAGGUGGGGAUUGUGAGUGGUGGAAGGGAUAAGAUGUUGCAGAUAAAUAGAGGGUAG